Messenger RNA from Cladophialophora bantiana CBS 173.52, 750 nucleotides. RefSeq lists its product as uncharacterized. NCBI's taxonomy places the organism in Eukaryota, Fungi, Ascomycota, Eurotiomycetes, Chaetothyriales, Herpotrichiellaceae. The record is from RefSeq and is a predicted model, not a curated record. Bases 1 to 750 code for a protein of 249 amino acids. The transcript is spliced from 2 exons.
AUGUCCGCCAAACUUUGCUCUAGCUGCCAUGAGCCUCUACUCAUCGAAGUCGAGCCCGACAGCGAUGUUGAGGACAGCAAAGAGGCUGCCCAAAUACAGAGCGUCCCUGACGACGUGGAACUGUCCUGUGGAUGCCAUUAUCAUUGGGAAUGUUUUCUAGAAUCCUACACCAUCACACAAUGCCCGAACUGCGCCAAAGACGUCUCCUCUCUUUCUCCUAGUGGAUCGCAACAGGUAUUGGUCACUCUGCGGAAUGAAGGUGGUGUUCAAGGGCGUUACGACAUCCUCCCCGCAGCCACGGAAGAAGCAUAUCUGCGCGCAUAUCCCGAAGAGCGGAAAGGCCAUGCCUACCUGGAAUUCUGCCGCGAGGGCGACAUCGAUGCCAUCAUUCACAUGAUCAAGGACGAAGACGAGGACGAAGACGAAGACGACGGGGAGGCUGCUGAUAUACUGCGAUACCAUGGCACAUUCGAGGGAAUUGAAGGCUCGGGGUUACACGUCGCUAUUCGGUAUAACCAGCAAGAAGUGGCUUGGUUAUUGUUGGCUCUCGGAUCUCAACUCGACUGGGCCAAGUUUCCAUCACUGGUUCUUCAAGCUAUGCAAGGUUUUGGAUUGCGCAAAGAGGACAGGAACGGUGAGCCAGAUAUCAGAACUCUGGUUGACAGUGAUGGGCGAACACCCGCUGCAUUGGCACAAGAGAUCGGAGGCUUGUGGACAGAAUGGCUUAAUGAAGGCCGACUGAUUCCCUGA